Molecule: messenger RNA, 699 nt
Organism: Gossypium raimondii (Peruvian cotton)
Lineage: Eukaryota; Viridiplantae; Streptophyta; Magnoliopsida; Malvales; Malvaceae
Product: histone H2AX
Exons: 2
Coding region: 96-518 (140 amino acids)
Cellular component (GO): nucleosome
Molecular function (GO): protein heterodimerization activity; structural constituent of chromatin; DNA binding
Source: RefSeq, a predicted model, not a curated record
UGCCACUUCAUUCUCAAGCAGUCCUUUAAAAUUUGAAACUCCCGACUUUUACGUUUCCAAUUCUGAAAAGAAAAAGUUGGUUAGGGAUUUUGAGGAUGAGUUCCACCGGAGGAUCAGCGAAAGGAGGGAGAGGGAAGCCCAAGUCAUCGAAGGCGGUGUCGAGGUCGCACAAGGCUGGGCUUCAGUUUCCCGUGGGGAGGAUCGCCAGGUUCUUGAAAGCUGGCAAGUAUGCCGAACGUGUCGGUGCUGGAGCUCCCGUCUACCUCUCUGCCGUGCUUGAGUACCUCGCUGCUGAGGUACUAGAACUUGCUGGAAACGCAGCGAGAGACAACAAGAAGAAUCGAAUAGUUCCAAGGCACAUACAGUUAGCAGUGAGGAAUGAUGAGGAGUUGAGCAAGCUUUUGGGUUCAGUUACAAUUGCAAAUGGGGGUGUUUUGCCUAACAUUCAUCAAACCCUUCUUCCCAAGAAAAUGGGAAAGGGUAAGGGUGACAUUGGCUCUGCUUCUCAGGAGUUUUAGGCCUUAGUUUUGAUUUUUUUUUUUGUUUUUUGUUUUUUAAUGCUUGUAUAAUAUAAGCAGGUUUUCUUGAUCUCCUUUUCUUAUAUUUUGAGCAAAUGUAGUUGCUUAUUGAUGUUAAUAUAAAUGUACUUUUUUUAAAGAAGUUCUUUCUCAUUGAUUUGAGGCUUCGUUUGUUGGAAAA